UUUGUUUUAGUACUCCAGUCGAUGGAUUGAGUCUCCACAUCCACAGUGAAUAAGGAUGCAGUCGGCUCAUGGAAAGAGUGAUAUGGAGCGUUUGGGCGUUUUUAUGGAGAUGAGCUACAUAUCUGUAGGAGACAAGUACACUUCAACCAACAGCCGUCCAUUCAAUGAGUCAGCAUAUCAAAGCCGUCAGAUGCAAGCGGGGGUCACCAAACAACUGUGUGCUCUGCAAAGUGGCUUUUUCGACAAGUCUUUUAAAAGGAUUUUUGAGAAAGAAGCACUGAGUGAACCCUUGAGACUGGCUCGGAGGAAUCGGAUGCAGCAGGCCAAGAGGAACAUAGGCAAAGCCUUCCUGCCCUGUAGUGGGACCAAGAAGCCCUGUGGUUCUGGUAGUUACUACGGCACCUUGUCUGGACCUAUAGAAGCCACAAGUCCACUGUCAAUCCCCAAGAAAGUUCACCAUUCACCUGGACGCAACAUUGUCACUUCACCCACCAAGAAAGGCAGUGGUUACAGCUAUCCUAAUGUCACUCUGUCCAAAACUGAUCUCUAUGUCUCCGACCCAUAUGAUAGAGCCAAAGAAGCCCUUAAGAAGGAAGGAGCAAUCCAUCGUGCCAAACUAAACGAUGGACCCUUCAGAAUCAAUCUUCACCCGCAGGAUUAUUUCCAAGGCAAUCCGUAUCGCAGCCACAAGCCACUCCCACCUGCACAAAAGCCCUCACAACUCCAGAAGAACGUUUCCCUGGUUCCUUUCAAGCCCACAUCCCCCAGCAAACGGAUUGGAGGAAUGAAAGCUGGCACAUUUGAUGCCUAUCCCUCACAUUCUGCUGAUCCCUAUGUCAUUCGCCGCUCCAAACCAGCCAAUAAAGAGCCAGUGUUUCAUCCUUCUCCUGGUCCCAAGAGCACGCCUGUCAAAAGUAUAAUCUCUGUCAAUGUUAACAGAAGAAUCAAUUCUACAAACUACACUUCUACCAUCCCAGCUGUGAUGAACCCAUGAAUGCAUUGCCUGUUGAAUUUGUACCCUUUCCCCAAGAAUGUAAUCCUUCCAAAACCUAAAUAAGGCAGAUGAAGAAAUCCUUUAUGCUUUCAUUUUUCAAUUUCACUAAUUGUAUUAAUCUCUGUCACAAAAAUAAUGAUGAUCUAAAAUAACUAUUAUUCAAUUUCCAUUUUACUCAUUCUUACCAUGGAAUUGUCUUUUGGUGUUCAGUAUGAGAGCAUGGCAAAUUUACUUACAGUUUUUCUUUCUGUUGGGAACAAGUCAGAACACCAGGCAGGCCAGUGGCCAUACACAGUUCUUCUCCAGCCAUGCCUAUGGAGUGUGUGCAGAAUAUGAUUUUCCAUUGUCUUGGUGAAAAAUGCAUGGGUUUCCCUGGAAAAGAUGUGGCCUUGAAGGCAGCAUGUUGCUUUAGUAUAUCUGCAAGACUUUUUGCAUUAAUUCUAUCAUCACCAUGGUAGAAAUUAGCCUUGUUACGAACGCUGAUGCAGCCCCAAACCAUCACAGAGCCUGAUGAUCACUACAGGUUGGAUACCCUUAUUUUAUUAGGAUGUCUUCCUUCCAAAAACAAUAACAAACAAUUGCACAGCAUAUCAUCUGAUAGCCUUCAUUUCUUUCAUAAUCUUUUUUUGAUUGUACUAGUUUUGUUCAUUAAUCAAGUUUACAGUCACCUACAGGUGAUAGCUAUUAUUAUUUUGCUUCAUACUUAGCACUACAUUUUACCCUUUCCAAAGCUUUCGGAAAGUUGUAGGCCUUAAAUUAAAUAAAACAAGUAAAUAAGACAAAA
Messenger RNA from Girardinichthys multiradiatus, 1778 nucleotides. It is a transcript of the gene cfap96, whose product is annotated as chromosome 23 C4orf47 homolog. Gene Ontology annotation, cellular component: centrosome. The record is from RefSeq and is a predicted model, not a curated record. The coding region runs from base 56 to 994 and encodes 312 amino acids. Lineage: Eukaryota; Metazoa; Chordata; Actinopteri; Cyprinodontiformes; Goodeidae. The transcript has 8 exons.